Messenger RNA from Helianthus annuus (common sunflower), 1637 nucleotides. RefSeq names its product phosphoribulokinase, chloroplastic. Lineage: Eukaryota; Viridiplantae; Streptophyta; Magnoliopsida; Asterales; Asteraceae. Gene Ontology annotation, biological process: carbohydrate metabolic process. The record is from RefSeq and is a predicted model, not a curated record. Bases 269 to 1492 code for a protein of 407 amino acids. Gene Ontology annotation, molecular function: phosphoribulokinase activity; ATP binding. The transcript has 5 exons. Gene Ontology annotation, cellular component: cytoplasm; chloroplast.
CAUCAUAUGCUUCUCUUCUCUUUUGGUUAUAACUAAGAUUCCAACUCAUCAAGAAUUAGUAUAUAAAAAUCCAAAAACUCUGAUGACGGGGUCAGCGGACCUCUUGAACCUUUUGGUUCCGCUUUGCGCCUUUAGAAUACGGAUAGGCAUAUCCCCUUGAUCCUUUAAAGAAAACAACCACACAAAAAUUCUUAAAUUGCAAACCAAAAAGUUUCAACCUCUCUCCCUCUUUCUCUCUCUAAAACUUCAAAACCAAGAGAGAGAAGCAAUGGCAGUGUGCACAGUGUACACAGUCCAACCUCUCAACACAUCAUGCUCAAUCUCAACACCCACAAAAACCCACCUGGGAUUCAACCAAAAACAAGUUUUCUUCUUCAACAACUACAGUAGCAAAAACACCAACAACAGCAGGUUUAGAGGCAACAAAAUCACAUGCUCAGCUGGUGACACAAUAGUAAUUGGACUUGCAGCAGAUUCUGGGUGUGGAAAAAGCACCUUCAUGAGAAGGUUAACCAGUGUGUUUGGUGGUGCAGCUUCACCACCAAAGGGUGGUAACCCUGACUCAAACACACUCAUAAGUGACACAACCACUGUUAUAUGUUUAGAUGAUUAUCAUUCAUUGGAUAGAACUGGAAGGAAAGAAAAGGGUGUGACUGCACUUGACCCAAGAGCCAAUGACUUUGAUCUUAUGUAUCAACAAGUUAAGGCUCUUAAAGAUGGUGUGGCUGUUGAGAAGCCUAUUUAUAACCAUGUUUCUGGGCUUUUGGACCCUCCUGAGCUCAUUAAACCUCCCAAGAUUCUUGUUAUUGAAGGUUUGCAUCCAAUGUAUGAUCAGAGAGUAAGAGAUCUCCUGGACUUCAGUAUUUACUUGGACAUCAGUAAUGAGGUUAAAUUUGCAUGGAAAAUUCAGAGAGAUAUGGCAGAGAGAGGACACAGUCUUGAAAGCAUUAAAGCUAGCAUUGAAGCCAGAAAACCAGAUUUUGAUGCUUAUAUUGAUCCACAAAAGCAAUAUGCAGAUGCAGUUAUUGAAGUGUUGCCUACUCGUCUCAUCCCCGAUGAUAACGAGGGAAAAGUGUUGAGAGUGAAGCUAAUCAUGAAAGAAGGAGUUAAAUACUUCAACCCAGUGUACUUAUUCGAUGAAGGUUCGACCGUUUCAUGGAUCCCAUGUGGAAGAAAGCUCACUUGCUCCUAUCCUGGCAUCAAAUUUGCCUAUGGUCCAGACACUUAUUUCGGCCAUGAGGUUUCCGUGUUGGAGAUGGAUGGACAGUUUGACAGAUUAGAUGAACUCAUCUAUGUUGAAAGCCAUUUGAGCAACAUUUCAACUAAAUUUUACGGUGAAAUCACCCAACAAAUGUUGAAACAUGCUGACUUCCCUGGUAGCAACAACGGCACUGGUUUGUUUCAAACCAUCGUCGGGUUGAAGAUCCGAGAUUUAUUUGAACAAAUUGCAGCCAGUAAGGCCUCGGCUCCACUUGAAGCUACAAAAGCUUGAUCAUAAAUAAAGAGUUAAUUAUGAGUGUUGUAAUCCCAUAUGCAUGUAUUCAAUUCCAUUUGUGUAUUCCAUGGAGAUAUAUGUAAUAUAAUAUAUAUCAGUUCAUAAAUGAAAUCCUACAUAGGAUCAUCAAAAGUUCGUUCCA